AUGCCCCCGACGCGCACUCCGAAGCAGAGCGGCCGUAAGGCCGCAACGCCUAACGUCGCCACGGACGAGACGGACCACCCGUACGUCCCGCGCCCCCCCAACGCAUGGAUUCUCUACAGGCGGGCAACGGUCAUCCGGCUGAAGGCAGAGAACUUCGCGCUCUACGGCUCGAUGAACCAGAAGUUAUUGUCCAAGGUCAUCAGUCCGAUGUGGCGCGACGCGCCGGCCGAGGUCCGCAAGGAAUACGACGGGAAGGCCGACGAUGCACUCAUAGAACACAUGAGGAUGUAUCCGUGGUAUAAGUACCGCCCC
Messenger RNA from Trametes versicolor FP-101664 SS1, 312 nucleotides. RefSeq lists its product as uncharacterized. NCBI's taxonomy places the organism in Eukaryota, Fungi, Basidiomycota, Agaricomycetes, Polyporales, Polyporaceae. The record is from RefSeq and is a predicted model, not a curated record. The transcript has a single exon. The annotation marks the transcript as partial. Gene Ontology annotation, biological process: anatomical structure morphogenesis; cell differentiation; regulation of transcription by RNA polymerase II. Gene Ontology annotation, molecular function: RNA polymerase II cis-regulatory region sequence-specific DNA binding; DNA-binding transcription factor activity, RNA polymerase II-specific.